AUGGAGUUUUCAUUUUCGAAAAAAGGGUUUUCUACAAACUCCAAAACCCUAAACCCUAAUCCAAACCCUAAACCCUCGCUGCGGGCCCCCAAGCCCGCGGAGCUGCCCGCGCCCAUCCUGGGGUUUAGGGUUUGGCAGCAGCACCAGCAGCAGCGCAGCAGCAGCAGCAGCAGCAGCGCAGCAGCAGCAGCAGCAGUUGCUGCUGCUGCUGCUGCGCUGCUGCGCGGUAGAGCCCACUCGGCUCUGCAGCAGCGCAGCGGGAGAGCAGCAGCAGCAGCAGCAGCAGCAGCAGCAGCUCGUGCGGCGGCAGCAGCUGCAGCAGCAGCAGCAGCAGCAGCAACAGCAGCUGGUGUGCAGCAGCAGCUGCAGCAGCAGCAGCGGCGGCAACAGCAGCUCGCGCGGCGGCAGCAGCUGCUGCUGCAGCAGCAGCAGCAACAGCAGCCGCUGCUGCAGCUGCUGCUGCUGCAGCAGCAGCAACUAGCGGAGCUGCAGCUGCACAGCUAG
This is a messenger RNA of Eimeria necatrix, 504 nucleotides long. RefSeq lists its product as hypothetical. The record is from RefSeq and is a predicted model, not a curated record. The transcript has a single exon. NCBI's taxonomy places the organism in Eukaryota, Apicomplexa, Conoidasida, Eucoccidiorida, Eimeriidae. Bases 1 to 504 code for a protein of 167 amino acids.